AGGCCUGACCUUGGAAGCGGAACGGGGUCCUGCGGCGGGUCCUUCGGGCGGGGAGGGUGACAUUCAGCGGCCGUCCCGGGUGACGGACCUUCCAGCUUGGAACCAUGGCCCAGUUUGUCCGUAACCUGGCGGAGAAGGCCCCGGCGCUGGUGAACGCUGCUGUGACUUACUCAAAGCCUCGAUUGGCUACAUUUUGGCACUAUGCCAAAGUUGAGCUGGUUCCUCCAACCCCUGCUGAGAUCCCUACAGCUAUUCAGAGCUUGAAAAAAAUAGUCAAGAGUGCUCAAACUGGUAGCUUCAAACAGCUCACAGUUAAGGAAGCUCUGCUGAAUGGUUUGGUGGCCACCGAGGUGUGGAUGUGGUUUUAUGUCGGCGAGAUCAUAGGCAAGCGUGGCAUCAUUGGCUAUAAUGUUUGAAGACCAAUCUUUAACAUCUGUUUAUAUGUGGCUUAUUAUUUGAGGGUUCUUGGACCAUGUGUGAUCAGACUGGUACUUGAAUAAAAGAAGAUAAUGUGUCAAAAUCAGUGUUUUCUCUGUCAGACACUACAUGGAAGGAUUAUAGUUUCUCUUGAUAAUAAGAUGGAUUGUCUUGCUUUAAUACAUUAAUACAGCUCUAAGGACAUGUCUUUGCUUAGCCUAAAAUCGGAAAGGAUAUAUGUGAAUAUACCAACCUGGCAAAUAGAUUUUUGAGGAUAACAUUCUAACCUGAAGGUUUGAAAUACAUGACAAAUUUAUUUUAUUUCCAGAAUAGUCAGGGAAAAGGUCUUGGGAAAACUAGGACUUGCUACAGUAAGAAAAAUAGUAAUACCACGUGCCAUAGUGAUAUAGUUAAAUCAUGUCCAUAAUCUAAAGAAUAAAAUUUGGAUGGUUUCUCUUUGCUACAGAAUUUUUUUUUUUUAAGAUUUUAUUUAUUUGACACAGCAAGAGAGGGAACACAAGCAGGGGGAGUGGGAGAGGGAGAAAUAGGCUUCCUGCAGAGCAGGGACCCCGAUGCGGGGCUCCAUCCCAGGACCCUGGGAUCAUGACCUGAGCUGAAUGCACAUGCUUAAUGACUGAACCACCCAGGCACCCCAGAGAUCGACCUUUUGAUAACACCUGCAUUUAUAAAUGUUAGAGUACUUCGUUGUAGUCUAAGUAAGUAUCUUUACACCAUCUUUAACACCAGGACAGAGCUACUAAGAGCCACCAACUCCUUUUUAAAUCUAAUUUUGAUGUGUGUUAAAUUAUUAAUCUGUUCAGUUCAUGAUUUUUAGAACCUAUCUUAAUAAAAAUAAAAUACCCUAUGGAUAUUUAAAUAGUUAAAAAUUUAGUAUUCUCUAUUCUAAAUAGUACAUUAUGUCCUGAAAUAAAUACAAAUGCUUGCUA
Messenger RNA from Mustela lutreola (European mink), 1364 nucleotides. It is a transcript of the gene ATP5MG, whose product is annotated as ATP synthase membrane subunit g. Gene Ontology annotation, molecular function: proton transmembrane transporter activity. Gene Ontology annotation, biological process: proton motive force-driven ATP synthesis. The coding region runs from base 105 to 416 and encodes 103 amino acids. The transcript has 3 exons. The record is from RefSeq and is a predicted model, not a curated record. Lineage: Eukaryota; Metazoa; Chordata; Mammalia; Carnivora; Mustelidae.